Messenger RNA from Prorocentrum cordatum, 342 nucleotides. Lineage: Eukaryota; Dinophyceae; Prorocentrales; Prorocentraceae. The record is from the annotation of a GenBank genome assembly.
AUGUGCAGCCUGCUCGUGAGGAUGCUGAGCAUCGUGGGUCUGCUCCUGUGCGCUUUCCCGAUGCGGGUGCGGACGAUGAGCCUGGCCUCGGGCAUCUCCCUGAUGACGGUGCGGAUCGCUCACCUGCUCGCAUGCGUGUUCUUUAUGCUGCUGUGCAUCAUGCGCCUCAUCGCGUGCACCGUCCUGGUGGUGGUGCGCGCCGUCCUACCCAGGGUUUCCUGUGCUGGGCGUUCGGUGGUUUCCUGGAAGUCGGGCACACGCUGGGCCUGGGCCUCCCUGCAGGGUCCUCCUGACAGCAGUCGGAUCGGCGCCUGCCUGAGCACCUGGCACAUGAAAAACUAG